GGCUGUAGCAAGGUCAUGUUUUCUGGAAGAACAAAAAUGGGAAUCGAAAACUUUCUGGUACAAAGUUUGACUUCGGCGUCGACUAAUGGACUCUUAUGGUUCUUUCCGGUUCUCGGUGCGAUACUUGUCUACUUCCAAUAUGAAGUUCUAGACAAUGAGGCCCCACCGAUCAAUGUGCCAUCGGAGAUGCUAUUACCCUCAUAUCAUUUUAUAGUGAUAGGAGGUGGUAGCGCAGGAGCUGUAGUUGCCAGCCGUUUGUCCGAGAUCGAGGAUUGGAAUGUGUUACUGCUGGAAGCAGGUGGUGAUGAAACCGAAAUCUCGGACGUGCCUUUGCUUGCCGGUUAUCUUCAACUCAGCCAGCUGGAUUGGCAAUACAAGACCGAGCCGCAGGGAGAUGCUUGCCUAGCGAUGGAGAAUGGCCGUUGUAAUUGGCCUAGAGGUAAAGUGCUAGGCGGAAGCAGCGUACUCAAUUACAUGCUAUAUUUGAGAGGUAAUAAACGGGAUUAUGACCUCUGGGAGCAGCAAGGUAAUUCUGGCUGGGGUUCGCGAGACGUCUUGCAUUAUUUUAAGAAAUCAGAGGAUAAUCAGAAUCCCUAUUUGGUUCGUACACCGUAUCACGCAAACGGCGGAUACUUGACAGUGCAAGAGGCACCGUGGCAUACACCCUUAGCGGCGGCCUUUGUCCAGGCUGGACAAGAGAUGGGCUAUGAGAAUCGUGAUAUCAACGGCGAGUUUCAAACGGGCUUCAUGAUCGCUCAGGGCACCAUCAGGCGCGGUAGUCGUUGCUCGACCGCGAAGGCUUUCCUGAGACCGGUCAGACUCAGAAAGAAUCUGCAUGUGGCGAUGCACGCGUACGCGACCAAAUUGUUGGUGAAUCCCAAAUCAAAACACACUUACGGAGUAGAGUUUAUCAGGGACGGCAAGAUGUUUCAUAUACGUGCAAAAAAAGAGGUAAUCGUAUCCGGUGGUGCGAUAAACUCGCCUCAACUACUAAUGCUGUCAGGAAUUGGACCGAAAGAACAUUUACGGGAGCUCGGAAUUCCCGUGAUUCAAGACAGCAGGGUUAGUUUGAUU
Molecule: messenger RNA, 1074 nt
Organism: Pogonomyrmex barbatus (red harvester ant)
Lineage: Eukaryota; Metazoa; Arthropoda; Insecta; Hymenoptera; Formicidae
Product: glucose dehydrogenase [FAD, quinone]
Molecular function (GO): oxidoreductase activity, acting on CH-OH group of donors; flavin adenine dinucleotide binding
Source: RefSeq, a predicted model, not a curated record